Molecule: messenger RNA, 2136 nt
Organism: Mesoplodon densirostris (Blainville's beaked whale)
Lineage: Eukaryota; Metazoa; Chordata; Mammalia; Artiodactyla; Ziphiidae
Gene: CCDC17
Product: coiled-coil domain containing 17
Source: RefSeq, a predicted model, not a curated record
AUGGCCUCCCACUCCGGGGAGCCAGGGCUCCUGCCCUGUGGGUCCUGUGACAUGGUUUUCCGUUCCUGGGCCCUGCUGGCCACCCACACUCAGCGCUUCUGCAUUGGCCGUCAGCCCCGGGAGCUGACAGUUGGAGAACAGCCCCCAAUAGCCACUGAACCACGGAGGAUUCCUCACCCCACACCCUGUACCCAGGUUGUGCCACAAGAACACCAGGGCCUCCCAGACCAGGAGGCCAGCAAAUCGGCUCUGAAGAGGCUAACAGAUGAGGUGCAGCGGCUGUGGCUGUAUCUGCAGGAAAUGCGACCCAGCAUAACAGAGGUCCCCAGCGGGUCACAGGGGCCCUGGAGGCGGUCAGAGGCACCGACUCAGGGUCCCAACUACGAGGCUGCUGGGAGCCCCGGCGAGCGGCUGAGGGCGCUGCACCGGACUCACGCAAGGCGCUUGGCAGAGACCAAGGCACAGAGCUGUGCCCUGGAGCGACGCGGCGAGGAACUGAGCCGGCACCUCCAAGGUUUGGCUUGGACCCGGGACGGGAAAUCACGCAUAUUCAGCCUGGAGCGGGAGCUUCGAGAACUCCGGGCAGAAGCCGGGCGAACGCGGGGUGCUCUAGAGGAGUUAGGGGCGCACGUUCAGCAGCUACAGGCUAACCCCGGGACCCGGCUGAACGCCUUACGAGAGGCAGAACUCUGUGGUCCGGUGCUACAGGCAAACCCAGGGACUCUGGCUGCGGAGAUCGGGGCCCUGCGUGAGGCCUACAUUCGAGGCGGGGGCCGGGACACCGGCGUUUUGGGCUGGAUAUGGCAGUUACAGGUGGAGGCGUCAGCUCUGGAGCUUCGGCGGUCGCGGACCCGCAGGGGAAGACAGGCAGGUGCCGCAUUCAAGGAGCUUCUAGCAGUGGAGGCUGAAAAUCGGCGCCUGGAGGCAGAAAUCCUGGCUUUGCAGAUGCAGAGGGGUGCAGGCCGGGUGCCCUGGGGGCACAGGGAGCCGAGACUUGUGGCCAAUCCCAGCCCAUGCCUGAGAAGGAGGGAAGAUCCCCCAAGCCUCCCGCCUCCAGUGGCUCCCCCGCUGCCGCUGCUUCCACACUCCACAGGCUCGCAGCUUCCUGGAACCAUGACCAGGAACCUGGGCCUGGAUCCAUACUUCCUCCUGCCCACAACUGACGUUCUGGGCCCUGCACCCUACGACCCUGGGGCUGGCCUUGUCAUUUUCUAUGACUUCCUGCGGGGCCUUGAGGCUUCAUGGAUUUGGGUACAACUAUUGACUGGCUUGGCCCGAGAUGGACAGGAUACAGGAGGGACCACAGCGUUGCCCCCAGCCCUUUGCUUGCCCCCACCUCCAGCUCCUGGGCCCAUGGGCAACUGUGCCAUCCUUGCCAGCAGGCAACCUAUACCCAGACUACCACCCUCACCACCAGUAUCCCUGGUCUGUGAGCUGCAGGCCUGGCAGGGGCUGGCAUGGGCUAAGGCACCACUGCCAAAAGCCUGGGCCUCACUGGCGCUAUUUGACCGGGAUCAGAGGGUCCUAAGUGGUCGUUGGCGUCUCCCACUUCGGACCCUUCCUCUGGACCCCAGCCUUAGCCGUGGGCAGCUGAAUGGGAUUCCCCAGGUAGGUCAGGCCGAGCUCUUUCUGCGGCUGGUGAAUGCAAGAGAUGCAGAUGUCCAGACACUGGCAGAGAUCAAUCCAGCAAGUGCCCAUGAGUACCAGUACCCACCUCUGGUGCCCAACUCACCUUCACUGGAGGCCAGCUCCCUGGCCCCAACAGCCGGCUUUGUUGACCCCCCUCCUCCUGAAGCCCCACCAGCGGCAGAGUCAAGCAGAGAGGAGGGUUUGGGCCCUCAGCACAGCUUUGACCCACCCCCACUGGCUUUCUGAGUCCAGAAGAAUGGGCGUAUGAGUAGCUUCGCAGGCACAGGACUGGGGCCUAGACUGAGGCCUGUUCUCCCAUCUGCAGCUUUACUGUUCCGUGUUCUGACAGAGUGUCUGGAAGCAAAUACAGAUGUGAACACACAACAUGAGCUCCAAUCACAGCUCUACCACCUUCCACAAGUACUUGGCCUUUCUUAUUAUCCUUUUGUAAAAAAGAUUGAUGUGAGGAUUAAACAGAUAUGUCAGGUAUUUACAGUAUUGCCUGGC